Messenger RNA from Zasmidium cellare ATCC 36951, 2289 nucleotides. RefSeq lists its product as uncharacterized. Gene Ontology annotation, biological process: regulation of DNA-templated transcription; DNA-templated transcription. Lineage: Eukaryota; Fungi; Ascomycota; Dothideomycetes; Mycosphaerellales; Mycosphaerellaceae. The record is from RefSeq and is a predicted model, not a curated record. The transcript is spliced from 4 exons. Gene Ontology annotation, molecular function: zinc ion binding; DNA-binding transcription factor activity, RNA polymerase II-specific; DNA binding. The coding region runs from base 1 to 2289 and encodes 762 amino acids.
AUGCACGCCGACGAGGCUGUCCUCAGUCCUGGGACGAACGGCGCUCGCGGGAAGCUCAAGCAGCGGCGCUCGCGAAAAGCAUGUCAACACUGUCAUACGCGCAAGAUACGCUGCAAUGUGCUCGAGAGCGGCACGCCAUGCUCGAAUUGCGUCGAUGCCGGCACGACGUGCAUCAUUCGCCGCCGGAAGAACCAGAGAAGGGAGUCCACUCCGCCUGAUAACGGCCACCAUGCGGUGCUCGACCAGUCGCACAGCUGGAGGGUGAACAAUCCACCCCCGACCUGGACCAACAACAAUGCGGUGCAACGCCCCUUGGGUCCCCAGAGAGCACCCACAGACCCCAAUAGCGGCCAAUUCGUGGAGAACCAGUCGCAAAGCUCGACCUCGCCUCCAUCUGGCGAUGGCCGCGUCAACGCAUGGCCGGACCUAAAUGCCUCGCUGUCCUGGGAUCAGAGUGCUAUUGUGGAUGUCUCUUCGGCCAGCUGCGACUUUAGCCAUUUGACCGACCUGGACGAUAUCUUUACCUUCACGGGCAACUCAUUCUUACCUCCUACGCUGCCAGAGGCACAAAGCGUGAAUGGCUAUGCUUGGCAGCAACAACAGCAGCCACAGCAGUUCCAACAAAAUCUUAGCCCGGCGCCGAUGUUACCAGGUCCUGGGUCUGUGAUCAAUGGGGUCAAUAGCGUUUCACCUCGACGUCCGUCAGUCAUUCAUACCUCAGUGCAUAUCCCAGGAUUGAAUCCGCGGGAUCAUGAAUACUUGCGAGGUGAAGGCUGCUUCGAUCUACCGCCGGCGCAUGUGCUGCGGGAAAUGAUGCGCAUGUACUUCAAGAUGAACCACCCCAACUUGCCCAUUGUGGAUGAGAACCACUUCUGGUCCCUGUGGAAUGGCGAUGAGUAUCGAGUCGGCGAGUAUUCCUACUUACUGCUGAGGUCAAUGAUGUUUGCCGCCACCAGUUAUACGGAGCUGGAAACACUGUCUCAAGUUGGCUUUGUGUCCAAGCGCGAGGCGCGCAAUACUCACUAUCGACAAGCCAAGCUGCUCUUCGACUUCGGCAUAGAACGAGAUCCUGUGGCAAACGCUCAGGCCUGCUUGCUACUCUCCUACAAUGCGCCCAACUAUAACAUUAUGCGACUGAAUACCUACUGGGUGACGUGCGCUAUGCGCUUUGCCUCUAUCGCCCGAGCAGAUUCAUACUAUCGGAUCCGCGACCCGAUCAGGUCACGACUGCUCAAGCGGCUCUGGUGGGGCGUCAUAUUCCGCGAUCGCAUACUGUCCUUAGGUCUUCGGCGAAAGCUCCAAGUACAACUCGAUCCGGACUGGGCUGACACCGACAAGCAUUUCCUCGUCGCUGAAGAUUUCCAGAAUGAGCUGGGACAAUCGCCGGUCCACGACACCGAGACUCAACUCCGAAUCGUGGAAGUCCUGGCAGCCACCUGCCGCUUGAUGCAGAGCCUGUCGCGGGCGUGCGAGAUCUUGUAUCGCUAUGAGCACCUAGACGACCGACUGGAAUCCAUCUCGAAGUCAGUGCCGGCAACCAUCUCGGGCAUUCAACGUUGCUUGGAGUCUCUUCGUCAUUGGCAGUACCACGCAAUACGAUUGUUUCCUUUCCCAAUUAGCCUGGACGAUGCCCCAGAGACCAUUUGCGUUUAUGCAAACAUGAUGUUCUCAUACCAUGCAGCUGCAGUGUUUGGGCUGAACACGUACCUCAUCCUCAUGCGUGAGAUUCUCCCUGCUGCGAAGAGUCUCUUCUCGUUGGAGGAAGCGCACGAAGCGCUUCAGAUUGCGAACAAUGAUGUCGCAAGACGGACGCAGGAGUUGGUCCAAGUGCGUCUUGUUCAGUUCCUCCCCAUCAGCGCUUCAGCAAUACUCGCCUUGCCGCUGAUCUUGCAAGCGAUCAACGUCUCAGCCGCUCGCGGCUCAGGCAUGGAAGCAGUCGAAAUACGCCGCCUCGACGUCUUCACCCGCACCCUGCGCAGCCAACAACAAUCCUUCGACGGCUCCGACUUCUGCGCUGAUGUUCUCGGCAACGUCGUCGCCUAUGCGCAAGACGACGCCAAGUUCGUAAGCUCCAUGUCGAACUGGCGGGAAAACGGCAAGGACACGAACGGCGCGGCGAACAUGCCGAACGGAUCGAACAACAAGAUCAAGCUGGACUGGGGGAACUUGAUCUACAAGCGGCCGAGAUUGUUCUUGAGAUUGGUAUUGUAUCUGGAUCACGCAUUUAGUACGGGCGGACCACCGCAGGAUGAUGACUUCCCUGCAGAGCUGCAGAGAGGCGCUGCUUGA